ACCAAAGCAAAGAAAUUUGUGUGGCAAUCCUCUAAACUAGCUCCGUUAGUUUGAAAAUUGGGGUGCGUCAUAUUUGAUCCAUUUUCCUUUAAAAUUUAAUCCACAGUUCACUUCAACACAACACUUUACGAAAAUUAGAAUCCAGAGAACCGCACCGUUACAAAACAAAAAAAAAAUAUUACCCCGAUUUUGAAAUUUUCUCUACCUUUAUCCUACUGUGGUAAUUGCAAAAUGGCGACGCAAGCUGUACUGAAAUACUCGGUUUCGGAACAAUCGGAACCGACAGACAUUUCACAGUUCGUUCUAGUUACGACGUACGUUCUCUAUGUUUUGUAUCACCGAUCGUUAGUUGACGAUACGUUAUCAGUCAAUCGACGUAAGCGGCUUCUAGUUUUAGUUUGUCAAUACACCAAAAGAAAUCAUGGCGGCUUUUUUCAGGCAUGGCUUUUCGAAAACCCCUGGAAUUCUAAAACCGAAAAACGUUAGUCCGAGAUGUUACGCCACGAAAGCGGAAAAACGCAAAGGGCUGGAUAGAAGGCCGACACCGAAACUGGAUCCUGUGUCCGUCUCUAUUGCGGCAAAAGGAUUUCUUCGUUCUCAAAAAUCCUACCUGCCACCCAAAACCCUGGAAGCCGACCUCCAGGAACUGUUCAAUCAAACCCUAGGCAAAACCGAGCUGAAUCUUAAAAUCUCAAAUCUCGACCAAAGAUUCAAAUUAUUCGCCGCUUGCGCUAACAAAUUCAACCACAGCAUCCCCAAUUCGCAGCUGCACCAAAUCGAGACUUUGGAGGACGUCGUCAAAUUUUAUGCGACCCCUGUGGAUACUCGCACGCCUUUGGAUAGAAUGAGGAGCAUGGAGCUUCCGGAGAAUCUUCACAUACAGUUUGAGUACCAGAGAUUUCAUCCAGAUACCGAUACGAAGUUUGGUGGUGUUACUGCCUUUCCGGAAAGCUCAACGUUGGUUACAGGGCUCAAAUACAAGGACAAAUACAAGGGGCAUACGCAAAAAAUUGAAUCUCCUGAAAUUUAGCGUGUUUUCUUUUUUCUUUGUAAAUAAAUUUAUAUUUUGAUUUUUAAAAUAUUCUUGAUAACCAUAGAGUCGUUU
Molecule: messenger RNA, 1105 nt
Organism: Ceutorhynchus assimilis (cabbage seed weevil)
Lineage: Eukaryota; Metazoa; Arthropoda; Insecta; Coleoptera; Curculionidae
Source: the annotation of a GenBank genome assembly